This is a messenger RNA of Pistacia vera, 717 nucleotides long. RefSeq lists its product as uncharacterized. The coding region runs from base 95 to 577 and encodes 160 amino acids. The transcript has 2 exons. Lineage: Eukaryota; Viridiplantae; Streptophyta; Magnoliopsida; Sapindales; Anacardiaceae. The record is from RefSeq and is a predicted model, not a curated record.
UCAUAAUUGAUCUUCUUAAUUUUGUGAUUUCUCUGCUACAAGUCUGUCGACCUCCCAGUGUCUCUGGCGACUGGAGAUUGAAACUUAACAGACAAUGAACGCUACUUCAACUGAUAUCAUUCAUGAGAUCGACGAUGGAAGCGACUCGGACACAAAUACUGGCGAUACACCGGAAUACUACCAGCCGAUCUCGGCCGUUGAUGAUUCCGAUUCCGAUUCAGAUCAAGUGAGCUCAGAGGCAUCCAACGGUUCUAUUCAUAGCCUUCCGAACGGUUAUUAUGUUAAUGUAACGGAGAAUGGAGUGUCGAGGAUGGAUGUAAACGAGAAGAGCGGAAGCGAAGACGAAGAAGAGGAGAGAAUGAUAGAGGAGUCUGAGACGGCGAUAAUGAGAGCGUUUAGAGAGGAUGAGAAUAGAAGAAAUGCUCCGUUGAGUGAAGAGAACGCGACAAGAGUAAUGGAAGCUAUGCGCGGCAUUUCGUUUGGCGGUUCGGCUCCUGAUUGGACCAAUCACGUUCCUGAACAGCGAUGGAUAGAUCAACUCAGGAGAAUCGGGCCACCUCAGCCGCCCACCACUUAAAAACAGAAUUCUGCAUUGCCAGGCUUUGUUAUGGUAUCCGUGUUUUGUAUAAUUAUCAUUUGUUAUUGAAGUCUUGUUUAUGUGAAAAUGAUUCUGGAAACUGAUGAUUUGAGUUUACAAAGAAAUAUAUUAUUAUUCUC